AUGCCCCCAACCCGUCAGCGACCCCACACAAUUGGGGGCCACCACCUCACCCUGACACUGCUCAUCGUGGCUUUCUGCUGCACCAACGCCUUUCCGUACCAUGUCUACAGAAAACUUCAUUCGCGUGCACCACCGGAACCAUACUACGGCCGCCUAAUAGGACAACUAACUGAAUUUGCUCAUGGCAUUAAGGGCACCGUUUAUGCAGUGGAUGAGUCGACGAUCUUCAUCAAAGGAUUUGCAUACGAUGGUUUGGGACCGGACGCCUACUUUUGGGUUGGAAACUCCCCACGCCCGAGUCCGGAGGGUUACAUCAUUCCCUAUCCCGAGGAUUACUCUGGCAGAGAUCCACCCAUCUUGCAAGCUCACAACAACACCGACAUCAUCCUUCGGCUGCCGAUGGGAAAGAGGAUUCGAGACAUUCGGUGGCUUUCUGUGUGGUGCAGGAGAUUUACGGUGGAUUUCGGGGAAGUGUUUAUUCCGCCGGGUCUUGAAGUGCCAAAACCGCGUGUGUUGCCAGAAUUCAAGCGCCUGGCACAUGGCCUGAGGAGCAGCAAUAUCAGCGUCCUGGAUGCCAAGACAUUCUACAUUCCGAACCUCCAUUACGACGGAGCGGGUCCCGAUGCGUACUUCUGGGUGGGAAAUGGGAGCGAGCCGAACAUCAUGGGCAUUAAGGUGCCCAACGAGGUUGGCUCUCUGGAACCACUUCGAGGCUACCAAGGAGAGGACAUUGAAAUUCAGUUGCCUGGGAAUCUCACUGUUUACGAUAUAGAUUGGCUCGCCGUUUGGUGUGUGGAGUAUCGUCACAACUUCGGUCACGUUUUCAUACCGACGGACCUCGAUGUUCCGCCUGCUCUUGGUCAAACAAAAAUCCCGCCUCCCUGGUGGUACAACCCUACCACAACAACGGCCAAGCCGCAACACAACAACUGCCGAGAAAUGCUGGGCGGACGGCUGCAGGUGAAGUGGGAAAUUCAGGGGGACAAUGUGAUUGUGGACUUGUACGGACGCAUCCGGGAGGAUCAGUACAUGGCGUUUGGUUUGUCGGGCGCACAGGGAAGGUCGCAAAUGGUCGGUGGAGACGUUGUGGUGGCCUUCUACGACACGAAGAAGCGCAUCUUCUGGGCCGAGGACUACUACAUGUCGCACCUGUCGCAGUGCGAUGGGAAGCACGGCGUGUGUCCGGACAGGCGGAUCGGAGGCCGAAACGAUGUGAUGGUGAUUUCUGGAGACAGGAAGAAUGGAGUGACGAGCGUGAGAUUCACGAGACCGCUGCAGACGAAUGAGCCCAUCAACGACAGGGCCAUUCCUCUCGAUCGAGAAAUUUCUGUGAUUGGAGCUAUUGGACCACUGAAUUCGGAGAAGGAGGCAAACGCACAUCUCCACAACGGCAUGGACGCCACUCUGGAUGACAUCCAGAUAAAUUUCUCUUCGAAGAACGACCACUCGUGCGUGGCGUCAAUUUAUGACUUCAAGGAGGAGAACGACCUCAAGCCAUGGCCACCGAUGAAGAUUAUCGCCGACAGUGAUAGUGUCAUUUACGCGAAGAUUGGCCCGACGGGCGGCAAGCGGGGCUACACCACCAUCACCGGCAAUCCCUCGUGGGGAAUUGCGUGGUACAUGAACGAUAUGCUAAUCCCCGAAAUUACGGUUGAGCGUGGCAAAACGUACACGUUCGUUGUGCAGGGAGGCGAUGAACCGGCUCAGCCCGCCCGCUACCACCCACUGUACAUUUGUGACUCAAUAGAGGGUGGUUAUGGUCAAUUGUCGGCGGCCGAGCAGCAAAGGCAGACAGUCUACGCCGGAGUGGAAACGGACGCCGAGGGAUACAAGAUUCCCACUGGAGUCGGUGGAUACUGCGAGUGGAAGCACAAGACCGUCGAUAAGUCGGCAGAAAGUGAAACUUUUGAGGCUUACAAAACCACAUUGUAUUUGGACUGCGAGAAGAACGAGCCUGGCUAUCUCAAUUGGACAGUCGCAAUGGACACUCCGGAUUUGGUGUAUUAUCAGUGCUACACUCACAAGAAUCUGGGAUGGAAAAUCCACGUUGUGGACAAAUUGUCACACAGUCAUCAGGGCAGUUUUGGUACGAAAUUGCAAGUGCCAAAUGCAGUCUUCUUGGCUGUAUUCGGUGCGAUUUACAAGAUUGUGAGCGAAAUCAUGUCAAAUUACAAGUAUGCCUGAUAGUUAAGACAUUCCAAAACACUCCUUGGAAGGUUUUCAAUGUGAAUUGAGUGAAGAACAAACCCAACAACCAGGCGAUAUCGUAUCAAAACAUAUCUGAAAAAAAAACUGUGUGAAAGCGCUCUGAAUGACUGAUAAAGUGUGAAUUACAAGUCUCUGCGGUGGACAUUCUAGUUCUUAAGAUGAGGGAAGUUUUUGAAAUUCGAGUAACAAAAUUUAGAUAAAGACAAAGUGAAGAAAUCGUAAGGUUUUAUUGAUCAAUCGACAUAUCGUUUAUCAAAAGCUUCCUAACCAAUUUUUCAUGAGAGAGAGAGAGAAACUUAGCGGUAUUUCAAUGUAAUUGGACAAUUUUAAUGAGAAAUGCAUUCAACACAUUUUGCUGGAUGCUUUUAUGUGAGAAUUUGGAAGAAAAUGAUGACAAUAAUUGUGUAAAUCAGUGACAAUAAUUUUACUGAUGAAUUGAUGAAUCGAUAAAGUUGAAGAAUGUGUGAAUAAAUAUAAGUGAAAAAGUUUUAAAGGAAAAAAUAAAACAAUUAGACUGUAUUCUUAAAUCUAUUUAGGUCAAUCUUUCACUAAUAUUAGGAGAAAAAUACUGCACGGAAAUUAUCUCAUAAAUUUAAUGGAGAAGUAAAGAGAAUUUUACUUUCGUAUGAAAGCUUUUUAUUGGUAUUUUCUUCAACUAUUUAGAUGAAAUACAACUCAUGAUGGAAACUUGACAAUAAAUAAAAGUGAAAUCUGAAAAAUAAUGUGAAAAACCUACAAUGAACAAUUAUCAUUGAUAGAUGUAUAAAUUUAUUAGCUGUUGUUGCAAAAAAAAGACAUGUAAUUUAUGUGGUGCAAAACAUUUUUAGAAAUAGAAAUAUUCUAAGGAAACACACAACAUUUGAAGAGUUAUAUUUUUUCCUUGUGCGCGAAACGGCUUCUGUUGGGCAUAUUUUGUUAAUUUGUUUAAGCGUCACGGGAGAAGAAUUUCAAUUUAUCAGUAAACGGUGGACAAUACUUGCACAAAGAUUUUAAUUAUACAUUCUAACAGGAUUUUUGCAGAAGAGCAUCUUCUACAAUUACUAGAUGUAAAUAAGAGUAAAAGGAAUGUGUAUUAUAUACAAUAAUAAAAUUAAAAAAAAAAUUGCAAGAUUAAAUCUCGAGAGAGAAAAUUCUCAAAAUAUGACAAUAAAAUAUUUACCUUAUAAAGAACAAGAAUAUUUCUCUGAAUUAGAUUUAAUCAAUGAAAAGAUAUUCAUAUUCAAAUUCUGGUAAAUAAAUGAAGAAAAAGAGUCAUUUACCUUUAAGCAGAAAAUAUUGGUGUUAACUCUAAAAUUAGUGAUGGAAGAGGAGAAAAAUGAUAACUUCAGAAAUUAUAAUGAAGAAGAUCUUGUAAAUUUAUACACGUGAAGCUCAUAAAAUAGGCUGGCAGAUUGCAAUUAUUUUCUAUUGAUAGUAAUUAACUAGAAGAUAUUGAGAAAAAAAAUGUGAGAUCAAAUAAAGACAAUAAUAUUAUAAAAAUUGUAUUAAGUCAAAUUUCCCUAAAAUCUAAAUUGUCAUUCAAAAGGAUUUUGAGAAGAUAAAUUGUAUCAGAAACAUAUUUCAUCGCUGUAUUAACGGAUUUACUCACAAAUUUAUAUGAGAAGAUUGGGAAAAAGAAGUUAAUAUCAAAAUAUAUCUUAGGACAAUAAUAUGGCACAAAAAGUAACGUGAGAAAUAUCAAAGAAUUUACAUCUAAAAUUUAUCUAUUACCCUUUGAUUUUUACGUACAAUAAAUUCAGUGUAAUGAAACCCAACAUUGAUGAACUAUCAGGAAAUAUUGAAAUAUCUGGGCAAAUGGAGUUGAAACAUAUCAAGAAAUGAAGAGACCGAAAAGACACAGAAAAAUUGAACGUGAUUUCGAAUCUUAACUUCAUUUGAUGUUUUCACUGUUGUUGUGCAUUUUCUUGUGUAAAAAUUGUUUAUAAUUUCCACCUCUAUUGUUAACUAACUCAUAAUACUUUUUGUACUUAACUACAUUUAUAUAGAAAUUUAGAAGUAACUUCUAUUCUAAGGAAAAUCUAACGAAAUUUAUUCAAAUUUCUUGAUAUAAAAUUUACCCUGUACUUCUUGUAAUAAUUAAUAUUGAAAGUCUGGAUGUUUUCGAGUCAAGAGAACAGCAGAAUCCUGAAAUUUUCAAAUAAAAUGUUUU
Phlebotomus argentipes is the source of this 4357-nucleotide messenger RNA. RefSeq names its product protein Skeletor, isoforms B/C. The coding region runs from base 1 to 2184 and encodes 727 amino acids. The record is from RefSeq and is a predicted model, not a curated record. The transcript has 11 exons. Lineage: Eukaryota; Metazoa; Arthropoda; Insecta; Diptera; Psychodidae.